Molecule: messenger RNA, 1399 nt
Organism: Mesoplodon densirostris (Blainville's beaked whale)
Lineage: Eukaryota; Metazoa; Chordata; Mammalia; Artiodactyla; Ziphiidae
Gene: RBM34
Product: RNA binding motif protein 34
Exons: 11
Coding region: 47-1336 (429 amino acids)
Molecular function (GO): RNA binding
Source: RefSeq, a predicted model, not a curated record
CCCGGAAGUGCGGGAUCACGUGCUGCCUCCCUGUCCGAGGGCUCGGAUGAGAAUGGCCCUGGAAGAAAAGAACAAACGGAAGAAAAAGCGGAGUGCGCGGGAGGGAGAGAACCCGGAGGACGGCGCUUGUGGGAAUCUGGCAGGAGACUAUGAAGUUGGACAAGUCGCCAGUAGUUUAUUCCACGGCAAGCGGCCCUCCAGAGGCAGCACGGGUCGGCUGGCUUCCCUCUUCGGCUCUUUGGAGCCUCAGCUUCAACCCGUGUAUGUGCCUGUGCCUGAAGAAACCACCAAAAAAAGGAAACGGGAUGAGGAGGAAGAAAGUUCAUCCCAAAUCCAAAGACCGCUUUUGCAAGAACCUGCCAAAAAAAUGAAACUGAAGAAGAAACUUUCUGAUGCAGACCGAAAGUUGGCAAACAGAGAAAAUUCUUUAGCAAGUGCUGAUUUAGAAGAAGAAAUUCACCAGAAACAAGGGAAGAAAAGGAAAAAUUCUCAAUCUGGUGUUAAAAUUGCUGAUAAAGAAGUACUUGAUGAUGUAGAUCAGACAGUUGUAAAUCAAAGAAAGAAAAUUCAAACCAACCAAGAAGAGAGAUUAAAGAAUGAGAGAACUGUGUUUGUUGGGAAUUUGCCUGUCACCUGUAAUAAGAAGAAGCUGAAGUCAUUUUUUAAAGAGUACGGACAGAUAGAAUCUGUACGAUUUCGUUCUCUGAUUCCAGCAGAGGGAAUUUUGUCCAAAAAGUUGGCAGCAAUAAAACGUAAAAUUCAUCCUGAUCAGAAAAAUAUUAACGCUUAUGUUGUGUUUAAGGACGUGAGUGCUGCUACAAAAGCACUGGAAAGAAAUGGGGCCCAGAUUGCAGAUGGAUUUCGUGUUAGAGUGGAUCUUGCAUCUGAGACCUCAUCUAGGGACAAGAGAUCUGUAUUUGUGGGGAAUCUCCCAUACAAAGCUGAAGAAUCUGCGGUUGAGAAACACUUUCUGGACUGUGGGAACACUGUGGCUGUAAGGAUCGUGCGGGAUCAAGUUACAGGAGCCAGCAGAGGCUUUGGCUACGUGCUCUUUGAGAAUACAGAUGCUGUUCAUCUUGCUCUGAAAUUAAAUAACUCUGAACUGAUGGGAAGAAAACUCAGAGUCAUGCGUUCUGUCCAUAAAGAAAGAUUAAAACAAAAUUCAAAUCCUAGUUUGAAGAAUGUCAGUAAACCUAAGCAGGGACUUAAUUUUUCUUCAAAAAAUGCACAACAUUCUAAAAGUUUGUUUAUUGGAGAAAAAGCUGUUCUCAUGAAGAAGAAAAAGAAAGGACAGAAGAAAAGUGGACGAACUAAGAAACAGAAAAAACAGAAGUAGCUAUCCGAAGUGUUUUCUUUGUUUUCCCCACUGACUACUGGUAAUAAAAUUGUGGUAAAUCCA